This is a messenger RNA of Dovyalis caffra, 612 nucleotides long. The record is from the annotation of a GenBank genome assembly. Lineage: Eukaryota; Viridiplantae; Streptophyta; Magnoliopsida; Malpighiales; Salicaceae.
AUGGGUUGUUUCGAACUGGAAAGGCAUAAGAAUCGGAUCAUAGUGGAUUGGAUUUUGGGCAUUCCAGCUGUUAAUUCUAAUAAUGAAUGGACUUCUAUUCUUCAAAGGGAUUGCAGAGGCCGGGCCAACAUCUACUCUAAGCAGGCCAAGGCCCAAGCUCCUUGUUUCAAGAGUUUACGGCCAUUGGUCAUUUGUCUUACAGUCGUCCCUGCGUUAAUCAAGAGAUUUCGACAGCAGGGAGAAGUUUAUAAUAUUCAAAAGAUAGUUAGUAGUAUCUACAAGGUUCAAAACCCCAAGUAUUGGUUUUGGUUGAUGGGAACAUCCAAGGAAGAUCAGAAAUAUGAGGCAAAUCAAGAAUAUUCGGAGAAGAUUGUGAAGACAUACAUAAUAUGUUUGUGGUCAUUUUUGGUGAGUCUGGCAGGAGCAUUACUACUGCUUUGGUGGGAUUAUGAACAUCACCCUACAAAUAGUCAGCUGUGGAUGGUGCCCUUUGGUCUCAUUCUGUUUGUUACUCCGGUAAUUGCUUGGUUCGCCGCCGUCGUCUCCGAAACAUGUAAUUAUAAGGUAGAUGAAGAUGAUGAUAACUCUCAGAAAACGAGUGAAGUUGUUUAG